Molecule: messenger RNA, 3000 nt
Organism: Pieris macdunnoughi
Lineage: Eukaryota; Metazoa; Arthropoda; Insecta; Lepidoptera; Pieridae
Source: the annotation of a GenBank genome assembly
AUGGCAUCCGUCUGGAAGCGCCUCCAACGCGUGAAUAAGCGGGCCGCUAAGUUUCAAUAUACCGCAUCCUAUCAUCAGAUAGAGCUUGAUCUCACUCCAAAAUGGAAACCGAAUAAGUUGAGCAUUGUAUGGACGCGAAGAUCCCGUCGUGUCGUCACCGACCCAUUAGAAUGGGAGCCUUCGCUUAAGGACCCUUUAAAAGGUUCAGUGAUAUUUGGAGUCGAGAAUCACACGGUAGCGGUGACUUUGUUCAGAGAUUCACGGACUAAUGAGCUCGAGGACAAGGAUUGGACGUUUGUUCUUGAAGAUGUUUCUGUAACCGGCAAGCGGCGACGUCUGGCAUCUUGCGCAGUGAACUUGCGCAAACAUGCGUCACUUGCCCCUGCGCAGAAGCCGCUUAAAUUUACCCUAGAGCCGCUCACGAAGAAGCUUAAAAGCGCCAGACUACACUUAACUCUACACUGUGUUCUGCUUAGAGAGGGACAGGCCACUGACGAGGACAUGCAAUCUCUUGCCUCUCUACUUUCUGUCAAUAAUAACUCUGAUAUCGCAGUGUUAGAGGAUCUGGAUGAAGAUGAUUACACGUUGUCUGAUAGCUCUACUAGACAAAUGCUGGAUCUCCGUCAACAAAUGGAAGAAAUGACACAGAGUCUAACAAAUUCGGACAUAGCGGCGACCCCUAAUAGUGUGCAAAGUCUCAAUUUUGACAAGACCCCAACAGCACAGAGCCCUACAACACCAGUUAACGCUGUGGAGGCAUUUGGCGAAGACGCGGUGACACCCAAAAAUAGACCGGAAUAUUUGAGCAGUCUGACGAAGGCUAUGAGAGCUGAACCCAAGUUCAGUUCCACUCCGAAACCUGUGGUAGCUCCUAGUGAGGAGAAGUUAGAUAAUUUAAAAGUUACAGGUCUAGUUUUCAAACCGAAAACGGUUGCUAAACGUAAUUUGAAACCCCUGGAAUUGAAGUCUAACUUAAACAACAUUAGUUUGGAUACUAAUGACAACGAAAGACAAGACGAAAAGACACCGGUGCCCGAAGAAAGACUGACCGUUCCGCAUGUGGAGAAGGAUAAGACACCGAUGGUGGACUUGGUCGAAUGGUGUCAAUACAUAACACGAGAGUAUCCAAGAUGUCCAGUCACUGACCUCACUACCAGCUUCAGAUCGGGGCUCACUUUCUGCGCCAUCAUACAUCAUUUUAGGCCGGACCUUAUUGACUAUUCUGGGCUGCAACCUGAUGAAAGCGAAGAAAAUGUUCGUCGUGCUCUCGAAGCGAGCGUUAAACUUGGAAUUUCACAAGUUCUGACUGUCGCUGAUGUCUGUGGAGGACCGGUACCUGAUAAACUUGCUGUGAUGACAUAUCUAUUUCAACUGAGAGCAUACUUCACUGGAAACGAAUUACAAGUCGAACAACUAGGUAACGAUGAGACAGAAUCCUCGUACCUGGUGGGCAGACAUGACACAGAUGACAGUCUUCCACCAGAGUUGUUCUCUCGGGAAGUCAGCACCAGAAGAUCUAGGAAUGUUAUGGAUAGGCCGCCAGUACUUAAGCAAGAGUCGCAAGAGUCCCGUCAAUCUUUAGACCUAUCUCCGGAUAAAUCCCCCGCUAUAAAGGAUAUGAAGGAUAUAUUCCAACAGUCAAAGAACAUUCUUGGCAAAAUGCUAUCUCCUGCAAAGGAUUUGAGGGAGAAACCUACGGCUAAGUGGUUUAAUGAACCAAUCAAGACUGAGCCUCUUCCGCGCCCGGAAAAGUUGAUGACACGCAAAGAACUCACAGAUCCGUUCGGAUCUGAUGAUGAAGAGGAAGCCCCACCGGCUAAAGAUGUCAAUAAUGGUAUUGUGCAACCAGAACAGAAACCAAUAAUUGAGCCGACAGCCACAGAUCCACUUAAUGCCUUCCAAACGCAACCAAACGACAAGUUGAAACCACCCACCCCAGAACUACCCAAACCUACACCGCAAUUGUUAUCGCGUCAUGACGAACUAAAAGAAAAAGCUAGACAGCUGCUAGAGGCUACUAAGCGUGAAGCGAGGGAAAAGGAUCGAAAGAGACAAAGUCUGAAAGAGAAAGAGGAUAAGAGUGAAUUAACAAAUGGACUCAAGAAUGGUGAAAGUCCUAAAAAGGGUAUGUCUGAGGAAGAGAGACAAAACAUGUUGCGCGAGAGGGCGAGGAAGAUCAUAGCUGACGCGCGAGCUGGAAUUGUUAGUCCGAAAUCUCCAAUGUCACCUUCCCGAAUCAAUCCCGGUACUGUCGAAAUCAUCAGUAAACAUUCUGUUUUGGAAGAAUUAGCUGCUGGUGGUAUGGAGCACCUGGAAAGUUUAGUCAACAGAGAAUCGGCGCCUUCGACUCCCGGCUCCAGGAAGAGCAAUCCCAGCCCAGAAAGAAAUGAAGAAACAAAAGAAGGGAAGAGUAGAAGUCAGUCUCCGAAUGAUUCUCGGAAAUCGCCGCUCCAUUCGUUCAGUGCGCUCGUAGACAGGCUCUCUCCUGAACCUAAUAUGGAGGACAAUGAGAAUAAAGAAAGUUACAGCACUUAUAUAGCGAGUGAAUUGCAAGCGUUAGAGCGAGAACAGAAAUCUAUCGAUGAAAAGGCCGCGGCUUUAGAGAAACAAUUAAGACGGGUCAUGGACCGGGCUGAUAAUACUGAGGAGGAAGAUCGGCUGAUGUCGCAGUGGUUCAAUCUCGUGAAUAAGAAGAAUGCGUUAAUACGCAGGCAAAUGCAACUUAAUAUACUAGAAAAAGAGGAAGACCUAAGCCGUCGAUGCGAGCUGUUGGCUCGCGAAUUGCGCCUCUCACUCGGCGUCGAAGAGUGGAGAAAGACUCCCGGGCAGAAGAGACGAGAGAUACUCCUCUUACAAGACUUAUUAUCAGCUGUUAAUGAGAGAGAUAGGCUUGUACAAGAAAUGGAUGAGCAGGAAAAAGCGAUAGCGGAAGAUGACGAAAUUCAGCGGAAUCUUAGCAAUGUUGAAAUACGGAGACCGAACAAUUGCUUGCUUCAGUAA